This is a messenger RNA of Drosophila takahashii, 818 nucleotides long. Its product is annotated as protamine-like protein 99C. Gene Ontology annotation, biological process: sperm DNA condensation; spermatogenesis. Lineage: Eukaryota; Metazoa; Arthropoda; Insecta; Diptera; Drosophilidae. The record is from RefSeq and is a predicted model, not a curated record.
AUCAACAUCAAAUUUUUAACACAGCCAAACGCAACCAAAAUUUGUGAUAAAAUUUAUAAAAUAUUUUGUAAAGAAAUUUCCUAAAAAUUCAAGAAUAUUAUUUUUUACCAAAAUUCUUAUAAAUUAUACAAUAGUUAAUCUAUACCAUGGGUGCCUCGAAUGUGAAGCCCUAUUCGGAAACGGAGUCCAAGGCCCUUAAGAACUUCAUGAGGACCUAUAAGAGGAAUCAUGCCUACAUGGACGAUGAGGAGGUCCAGAGAUCGGGAGAAAAUGCCUGGGGGAAGCUAUUGCCCUCUCAGAAAAAGCACUUUGAAGUGAGACCAAGAGUUAUACCCGUCAAGAAAAAGCCAGCCAUUGCGAAAAGGAAAGCAGUGACCAAGCAAAAGAAAUCCGUUUGCGGAAAGCGUAAUAAUGCAGCCAAGAAAGCCGUCCGUACUAUGCGUAAUCAGGGCAAGAAGAAAAUUACAGUUAGGACUAGAAAGGCUUUCCCCAGUCCCGUGAUGAGUUCCGCUUUUAUAAACUUUUUGCGCGAACACCAGAAGCGAAAUGUCAACGUGGACGUUAAGAAGAGGCUGCAAAAGGCGGCUAGAAUUUGGUCAAAGCUCACCAAGCAGCAACAAGAUCAAUUUCGUACGGUAGCUGCCAAAAGGAAGAGCAUGCAGAAAGGAAGGGCUUGAAAACCAUCGAAAAUGAUUAAGUAGUAGCUGGAAAAAGGAAAAGGAAGUAGCAGAAGAGCUUUAGUACUAUGGACUAUGAUUAAUUGAACAUCGUGUAUUUUUUUUCCAGGAAUAAACUAUAAACCUAAUAUAAAACUCCAA